GAGUAAGGACAGACACAGAGUGAGGAGUAGAAGAGCAGAGUGUUACUAAGAGUGUAUAAGUGAGAGUGUGUGAUGGCUCUGAGGUGCAUAGUGUGGAACGCUCCCCUGGUUCGGUCCGUAACCAUGCUGGAAGGACAGGGUCAGAUAAGGGCAUGCCACAGCCGGAGUCUACCUACUGUAAGAGAUGCACAGUUCUCAGAGAGCAGCUCUACUGUCAGGCCCUUUAGUGAGAUUCCUGGACUGUGGAAGAACAGCUUAGGGAACCUGUAUACUUUUUGGAAACUUGAUGGCUUCAGGAACAUACAUCAAGUCAUGGUGCACAACUUCAACAUGUUUGGACCAAUUUAUAGGGAGAAAAUCGGAUACUAUGAAAGUGUAAACAUCAUCAAUCCCGAGGAUGCUGCCAUCAUAUUCAAAGCAGAAGGUCACUACCCCAAACGCCUUCGAGUGGAACCAUGGACCUCUUACAGAGACUACAGAAACCGGAAAUAUGGCGUUCUUCUUAAGGAUGGAGAGGACUGGCGAUCCAACAGAGUCAUUCUGAACCGGGAGGUGAUUUCACCAAAGGUGCAGGGCAACUUUGUGCCACUGCUGGAUGAGGUGGGCCAAGACUUUGUGGCUCGAGUUCAUAAAAAGAUUGAAAGGAGCGGACAGAACAAAUGGACAACAGAUUUGUCCCAUGAACUCUUCAAGUAUGCACUUGAAUCUGUGAGUGCAGUACUUUAUGGAGAACGAUUGGGGCUGCUGUUGGACUAUAUUGAUCCUGAUUCUCAGCACUUCAUUGACUGCAUUACAUUGAUGUUUAAGACCACCUGUCCCAUGCUGUACAUUCCCCCUGCCCUGCUGCGUCGAGUCGGAGCCAAGGUUUGGAAGGACCACGUGGAUGCCUGGGAUGGAAUCUUCAACCAGGCGGACAACUGUAUUCAGAACAUCUACAGGCAGUUGAGAAAGAACCCUGGAGCCCAGGGUAAAUACCCUGGAGUGCUGGCCAGCCUUCUCACGCUUGACCGGCUGUCCAUUGAAGAAAUCAAAGCGAGUGUGACUGAGCUGAUGGCUGGAGGGGUGGACACAACGUCUAUUACUCUGCUGUGGACUCUCUAUGAGUUGGCGAGACACCCUGACCUCCAGGAGGAGUUGAGGGCAGAGAUUAUUGCUGCUCGCUCUGCUUCACAGGGAGACACAUUGCAGAUGCUUAAAAUGGUACCACUGCUUAAAGGUGCACUGAAGGAGACUCUUAGGCUACAUCCAGUUGCAGUAAGCCUACAGAGAUAUAUCACUGAGGAUAUAGUGAUCCAAAAUUAUCACAUUCCCUCAGGGACAUUAGUGCAGUUGGGACUGUACGCUAUGGGCAGAGACCACCACAUAUUCCCACGACCAGAGCAAUACCUGCCUUCUCGCUGGCUGAGAAAUGAGAACCAUUACUUCAGGGGUUUGGGCUUUGGUUUUGGCCCUCGCCAGUGCCUUGGUCGGAGAAUUGCAGAAACAGAGAUGCAGCUCUUCCUCAUCCAUAUGCUGGAGAACUUCAGGAUUGAGAGACAGCAAAGACAGAAGGAGGUGAAAAGCACGUUUGAGCUCAUCCUGGUCCCUGAAAAACCCAUCAUGUUAACCAUAAAGCCUCUACACAGCAGCAGAUAGCAAAUGAUUAUUUAAUUUUCAAACAUAAGACAUCAUGUCAGAAUUAUAAUGCAUGUAUCAUUGAGUAUUCAUCAAAAAUCAGACA
Messenger RNA from Trichomycterus rosablanca, 1720 nucleotides. Its product is annotated as cholesterol side-chain cleavage enzyme, mitochondrial. Lineage: Eukaryota; Metazoa; Chordata; Actinopteri; Siluriformes; Trichomycteridae. Gene Ontology annotation, molecular function: heme binding; monooxygenase activity; oxidoreductase activity, acting on paired donors, with incorporation or reduction of molecular oxygen. The record is from RefSeq and is a predicted model, not a curated record. Gene Ontology annotation, cellular component: mitochondrial inner membrane. The transcript has 9 exons. Gene Ontology annotation, biological process: glucocorticoid biosynthetic process; cellular response to peptide hormone stimulus; cortisol metabolic process. Bases 73 to 1635 code for a protein of 520 amino acids.